GUAGGCGUGGUAUCAAAGGCGUGGCUAUGUUACAGCAAUGGAGAGUCAAGAUGAGCACGUUUUAAAUGCCUUUAUGAUAAAUGCAAGGACACUUUCCAACGUAUUGAAAGCUAUACAAUUUAGAGAUACUGCAACCUGCUUUAUCAGUUCCACUGGAUUGAGAGUGACAGUAGAGCAGGCAAAGUGUGUACAAGCAAAUUGUUUUGUAAAAUCAGAUCUCUUUCAAGCCUACAACUACAAUGAGGACUCCACACUGAUAUUUAAUAUUGACCUUAAUGUUCUAAUUGAAUGUUUGUGUAUUUUUGGUAAUGAAGCAAACACAUCAUUAAGAUUGUACUAUGAUGGAUAUGGGACUCCACUUCAAUUAGUUCUUGAAGAGAAUGAAGUGGUCACUGAGUGUUCAAUUCAAACAUCAGAAGCUGAUGAAACGCUUGACUUUGAUUUUGUAUCAGCAAACGUUUGCAAUAAAGUGAUCAUUAAAUCAGAGUGUAUGAGGGAGACUUUCAAUGAGUUGGAUUUGAGUAGUGAAUUUAUUGAGAUUUACAUGUCAGAAGGAGAACCAAAUUUUAGACUGUCUACUCAUGGAUAUACAGGGACCACUCAGUUUGAUUAUCCUAAAAAGUCUGAUAUGGUUGAAGUAUUCGAGUGCAAAACAACUCAAAAGAACAAAUACAAGCUUGCAUUACUAAAGCCUUCAGCUAAGGCACUUAGUCCAUCAUCAAAGAUAGCAUUAAGGAUGGACACAAGAGGUUUCCUCUCAUUGCAGUUCAUGAUAGUCACUGAGGAUAAACAACUUUGCUUUGUAGAAUACCUGUGUGUUCCUGAAGAUGAUAGCAAAGAAGACUAGCAAUCAACUUUAAACUAAAAACUACUGACCAAUUUCACCCUCAAUCACUUGUAAUACACUUCAUUAAUAAUAUUAGUUAAUAAUGGAAAUUAAUUUGUUAUCAAAGCUUGUCUCCUCAUUCUUCUUUUGUAUCUCUACAUCAGUAUAGAUUUAAUUAUUUGGAUUGAUCAUGGACCCCGUGUCUCUAAAAUAAAA
Messenger RNA from Amphimedon queenslandica, 1042 nucleotides. RefSeq names its product cell cycle checkpoint protein RAD1-like. The coding region runs from base 38 to 847 and encodes 269 amino acids. NCBI's taxonomy places the organism in Eukaryota, Metazoa, Porifera, Demospongiae, Haplosclerida, Niphatidae. Gene Ontology annotation, cellular component: nucleus; checkpoint clamp complex. The record is from RefSeq and is a predicted model, not a curated record. The transcript has 8 exons. Gene Ontology annotation, biological process: DNA repair; DNA damage checkpoint signaling.